UCGCAGCGUCCGGCUCUCUCCGUCCUCUGCAAGCAUGAGGCCGGCCUUCCCGGCCUGGGCAGCGGCCACGGUGCUGCUUGUGGGACAUUUGACAGCUUCGGGCAACACGGGAGCUGGGGAAGCAUUGCAAAUCCGUAUCGUCAAUUUUAAUUUCGAGAGCGUGCGGGUGAUGUGGAAUGCCAGUGAAGGCGUGGGCACCAAUCUGACUUUCCUGUACAGUUUCACGAGCAUGAAGACGAACAAGCACUGCUCCAGCUAUAUUCUCCAGGAAGGUCGCACGGCUGGCUGCCUCCUGGACGCCCCGGGGGAUGAAAUCCUGUCUUUUUCCAUCUGGAACGGAACGCAUCCUGUUCUCAACAACAGCGUCUGGAUCAGCAAUUUCUUGAAGCCCAGCCUCCCGAAAGAGCUGCACUUCCAGUGGCGUCAGGAGGCCCUCACGGUGACGUGUCCCGAGCUGCCCUACAGCGAGCUGCUGUACGAAGUCCAGCACAGAAGCCUCUUUGACAGCGAGUGGCAGGCCAAGGAGGAAAACACGUGCAAUGUGACGAUAGAGAGUCUGGAUAUCGAUAAAUGUUAUUUCGUCCGGGCCAGAGUGAAAACCAUGGAGUCCGGCUACGGCUCCGACACGUACCCCAGCGACUGGUCCGAGGUGGCACACCUGCAGGGGGCUGAGCUGAGAGAUUCGUGCCAAGAGAAAACGCUCUUCCCCAAGUUUGUUUUAAUGUCUGGCUUGGUCGUCUUCCUGAUUAUGUUCCUCGUGUUUCUGUUGGUAUGGAAACUGCGGAGAGUUAAGAAGCUCCUCAUGCCCAGCGUGCCUGAUCCCAAAUUCACCUUCCCCGGGCUCUUUGAGGCACACCGGGGCAACUUCCAGGAGUGGAUUAAGGACACCCAGAACGUGACCCAGUUGGACAAAGUAGAAGAGAGGGAGCAGGAGUGUAUUCUGGAAGAGGCCCCAAUGGUCCAGCACUCCAAGGCUGAGAUGGAGACACCCACGGAAACGAUGAUCGGCCCCCUGUGCCUGCAGACAGGGGACAAAGAAGCCGCUGGAGACCCCGGCCAACCCCCUUGCCAGCGUCCCCAAGGCGAAGAGGUGCUGUCUCUCGGGAGCUUUACGUUUGUGAUCAGUGACAACUCAUACGUGACGUUAUGAGGGGCUGCAAAUUCAAAGCCGAUCUCGGGUCUGUGUUGACAUUUAAAGACCGAGGGGGGAACUUCUUAGAAACUCAAGACCCACCACCAUGAAGAGAACGCCCCGGACGAAUAAUGCCAACAUCUGGGGACACCAAAGACCCCCACCGCCCAACCCAUGCACUUGAGUCUCAUCCCAUCUUUGUCACUAUUCGAGGGCUUGAAGAAGGAUUCAGCGUAGGUGGGAGACACCUGCUGGGAGCGGUGUUUUGCUCUCAGCUUGCGUGUCUUCAUGCCUGAUGUGGGCACAGAAUGGGCAAAGAAGCAUGGCCUGGGCUCCCUGCAACCACCUUCCUUCCUGCGUGGCCCCCACCCCCUACAUGUUGCUCUUUCUCCAUUUCCACUUGCCAGCACUCUCUCAGAUCUUUUGUUACGUGCAUCCAGCAAGCAAAAGGCAUCCUGCUGUACAAAUGCCAACCAGCCACUCAGCUCUGGAUCUAAAUGGAGACAGAGACCCACUUGGCAGCAAUUGGGGUGUUUUCUCCCCGAGACUCUGUUCUUCUUCCCGAGUCCACACGCACCACCUGGGUCUGCGACUCAGAGAUGGGUAGAAUUUCAGGACGUGCUCUAUACCCGGCCACAUGAAGCACCCCCUCCACCCCCACGGA
Molecule: messenger RNA, 1796 nt
Organism: Rhinolophus ferrumequinum (greater horseshoe bat)
Lineage: Eukaryota; Metazoa; Chordata; Mammalia; Chiroptera; Rhinolophidae
Gene: CRLF2
Product: cytokine receptor like factor 2
Exons: 8
Coding region: 35-1150 (371 amino acids)
Biological process (GO): cytokine-mediated signaling pathway
Cellular component (GO): external side of plasma membrane
Molecular function (GO): cytokine receptor activity; protein binding
Source: RefSeq, a predicted model, not a curated record